This is a messenger RNA of Gadus macrocephalus (Pacific cod), 4009 nucleotides long. RefSeq names its product polo-like kinase 3 (Drosophila) (gene plk3). The transcript is spliced from 15 exons. Gene Ontology annotation, molecular function: protein serine/threonine kinase activity; protein binding; ATP binding. Gene Ontology annotation, cellular component: nucleus; cytoplasm; centrosome. NCBI's taxonomy places the organism in Eukaryota, Metazoa, Chordata, Actinopteri, Gadiformes, Gadidae. The record is from RefSeq and is a predicted model, not a curated record. Gene Ontology annotation, biological process: mitotic G1/S transition checkpoint signaling; mitotic cell cycle; DNA damage response. The coding region runs from base 108 to 2117 and encodes 669 amino acids.
UGCCCAGGCAAGUCAGAUGGACUGGAGUUGAUUGCCACCAACGCGUGAUUUGCAGAGCGGACAAUUGAAAAGGAUAUUUGGACAUAAGUAUUUCCUAAUUGCGCUACAUGGAUACCGGUUGUUUCAGCGCUGCUCAGCGCCUUUCGUGCCACGCCAUGAAUCCAGAUUUACUGAAACCUUGUCCGGAACAUGGACCACCACAACCAGCUGCUCCCAGGAUGAAACCCAACAGGAAUAAAACCGAGCAGAUCAAACCCGAGCUCGCUCCGGUGGUGACUGAUCCAAAGACGGGCAGAUCCUACAGUAAAGGAAAGCUCCUGGGGAAGGGUGGGUUUGCACGAUGCUAUGAGAUGACUGACCUGACGAGCAACAAAAUGUAUGCAGUGAAGGUGAUUCCACAGAGUCGGGUCUCCAAACCACACCAGAGAGACAAGAUCACGAAUGAGAUUGAGCUCCACAAAACCCUGUCGCAUAAGCACGUGGUGAAGUUCUCCCAUCACUUCGAGGACCAAGAGAACAUUUACAUCUUCCUGGAGCUCUGCAGUCGAAAGUCCUUGGCGCACAUCUGGAAGGCAAGGCACACACUGACGGAGCCAGAGGUGCGCUACUAUCUACGGCAGAUCAUAUCGGGCCUAAAGUACCUCCACAACAGAGGCAUCCUCCAUCGAGACCUCAAACUAGGCAACUUCUUUAUCAAUGAGAACAUGGAACUGCGGCUGGGAGAUUUUGGCCUGGCAGCUAAACUGGAGACUGUGGAAAUGAGGAAAAAGACCAUCUGUGGAACGCCCAACUACUUGGCACCCGAGGUCCUCAAUCGACAAGGACACGGCACAGAGUCUGACGUCUGGUCGCUGGGCUGCGUGAUGUACACGCUGAUGUGCGGCAACCCUCCCUUUGAGACGCUGGACCUGAAGGAGACCUAUAAGUGCAUAAAGGAGGUCCGCUACAACCUGCCCUCCAACCUCUCUCCGGCCGCACAGAAGCUCAUCAGCAGCGUGCUGCAGAAGGUCCCCGGCAACCGGCUGAACCUGGACCAAAUCCUCGGCCACGAAUUCUUCACCAAAGGUUUCACUCCAGACAAGCUCCCCGCCAGCAGCUGUGUCAUGGUGCCUGAGCUCCAUCCGCCCAGCCCGGCCAAGAAAUUCUUCACCAAGAUGGCAAAGAGUUUCUUCGGCAAGAAAAAAGCCAAAGCGGAGAAGAUUCCAUGCGACGACAAGGACGAGAAGGAUCUCUCCAGGCUGGUGUCGGGGAUUGUAAAAUGUUCGAUCAGUCGACAGAUCAGCUACAAAACAGUCGGAGCGAACGAGGUGGCCUCUCCUGCCGGUCAGCUGGUGAGCUCGUUGCCCCUGGAGCCCACACCGGCUGAGGAGGAGUCCAGGAAGUCUGUCUCGCGCUCCUUCAAGGGCACCAUGGCCAGCAGCGCAGAACCGUGUGAGGAUGGCUCCACCCCUGCAGCUGUUGCUGAAUCGGCAGCUAAAAUCCUCAACACAUGCCUGUCAGCCAUGCCCGCAGCGACAAGAAACCCCCCGUGUCUGUCCAGACCCGAACCCUUCUUGUGGGUGACCAAAUGGGUCGAUUACUCAAACAAAUACGGCUUUGGCUACCAGCUGUCCAACCAUAGCAUUGGCGUGCUCUUCAACGAAGGAACCCACUUUAGCCUCUGUGACCAGCGCAACACUAUCCACUACUGUUUGACCAACAACAAACACUUCACCUUCCAGACCAGCGCUCUGCCCGAGCAGCUCCACAGCCAGAAGCAGAUCGUGGAGCUCAUGGCCAACUACAUGGAGCAGAACCUGAUGGAGGGCGGAGACCUGCACUGUGAGGACCAGGCCUCCUCUAGCCCACCCCCGCUGCUGCUGCAGUGGGUGAAGACGGACCACGCGCUGGUCAUGCUCUUCAACAACGGCACCCUACAGGUGAACUUCUACACGGACCACACCAAGGUGAUCCUGUGCAAGGCGGCGGACGGCUCCUACCUGCUCACCUUCAUCAGCCGCGAGCGCGUCUCCUGCACGUACCUCCUCAGCAUGCUGUCGGAGAUGGGCUGCUCGGCAGAGCUGCGCCACCGCCUCCGCUACGUGGUGCAGCUGCUCCAGCACCACGCAGACGCCUGAGCCGCUGCUCGCUGCUGCUACCGGGCUCACUGAACUAUGGAUGCCUGGGAGACGCGUUCCCCUCUGCCCCCCCCCCCCCCCCCCCCAACCCACCAACAACGUACUGAUCCUCUUAAGGGACUGGGGGUUUAUUUGGGGUUUUGUUGCUAAAGGCAGUGGAUCGGAACCUCAACUGUGUGUUUUUUUUCUUUUUUUUUCUCUCAAUAUGCUCCAUCUGGACUGGUGCCUGGAAAGCGGGUCAAGUUCUUGUUUUCCCUGGAGGGAGCAUGUUGGGAGUUGUAGUCAGGAAGUGGAUGCCUGUUUUUAUUUAGUUAUAUUUUUUUUAUAAAUUGGCAACCCCCUAAUGAGAGGUUUGUGCCUAUUCAGCCUCGAAGUUUUCCACCUGGAAGUUUUCGAUGCCUACACUAUAAGGGACUAACCACCAUUAUAUAUGGUUCAGUUUUAGUCUGCCUGGAACCAAGUAGGCUGCCUGUUGGGCAGAGGCCAAACUAAACCAUGCCCCUUCCCGAAUCCCUAGCACUCAUCGUGGGUCGAAAACGACUGCUCUGUCAGCCAACCCAUCUACUGUAAGUAGUGUUGCCCCCCCCCCCCCCCCUCUCUCCCGAUGUCGGAUCUCCAUUGAAAAGCGAGAUUGCAUCCGAAACACUCGCAAACGCCAAAAGAGGGGCCUACCGGCUUCGGUGUCUUUCGGGCGCCCGGCUAUUCCAAAGGGGACCGGUGAACUGAUGGGACCCCCAUGGGUGAAGAGGUUCCCUGGGACCUGUGUGGAAGAGGGGGGGCAGCAAGAGGGCACCCCCACCCUCAGAUGGUGUCUGUACGGUCUGGAACAUGGUGCACACAAAUCUGUGUUUCAUUCCCUAGUUUUUCCCCCACUCUCCUGAGCCAGCCACUAGAAGCGUUGGCUUACGGCAGUCUUGGAUCUCACUCGCACAAGCAACAUUUCCAGCCUUAUUAUUUUUUUAUGGUGAUGCCAAUAGGUGUGAGAGAAUGUAAAGGAUUCUCUUUUUGCUCUGUGGUCACGUUUUCUUUCAAAUCACGUUAGUACACCGCAUACAGAAGGGGCUAUGGGAGUCACACAAUUUUUGCACUAGAUCAAUUCCUUUUUAUAUAAAUCUUAAUUUUGAAAAGCUAAACAUUUAUAUUUAUUUUCUUCACUCUUUUUUUUAUUAAUUUUUAAACCUAGAGAUGCCAAAAUAACCCUCUUUCUUUUAAUUUAAAUUUAAUUUUAGCUUCAAGUUGGUGAACCAUGUCUGUGCCACAUGCGGAAUGGACUGCUGAGAAAAUAACACAACUGCUGGUUAGCUUUGGGGAGGGAGGGGGAGAUAAGUGCCUUUUGGGGGAUGUUUGUGAAGUGCAAUAACAGCCCUUGUGCGAAUGUCGUGCUGGAUGCAAACUAGAGUCGGUCCCAGAUUUCGAAGGCAGUUGCUAUACGUUUUGUACUUGGAGUUGGGUUUGGAAAUAGAGUUGCCCAAUAGCGCUACAGUCUCACUACCUGGUAUAAGCUUUUAGAAAAACGACUGGUAUCAUAAACGUAGAACCCAGUAAUAUCUACUAUCGAGGGAUGACGGCCGAUGACCUAUUGUACUCGUACUGUAACCCUAAUUGGUUUACAUUGUAUCCUUAAACUGUGACCUUAAAUGGAAGUAUAAGCAGAUUAUCUUUUUGAUUUUUUUUUUUUUAAGAAAAACAUUGUGAAAGCCAUCUGCCAGUUUAGAGGAAUCUUUAUUUUUGGCACAUAAUGUCUUGUUUAUUUAUUUUUAUUUAUACAUGUUUUUUUAUUUAUUGAAUGUGUUGUGGAUAUGACACAAGACAAAUGUUCAAAUUUGAUCACCUUUUUAUGUAUUGUAUUGGGGGAAAAUGGGAUAAGAAUAAAGUUUAUUGAAAAAUUUAAA